Ustilago hordei is the source of this 2427-nucleotide messenger RNA. RefSeq lists its product as uncharacterized. The transcript has a single exon. NCBI's taxonomy places the organism in Eukaryota, Fungi, Basidiomycota, Ustilaginomycetes, Ustilaginales, Ustilaginaceae. Gene Ontology annotation, cellular component: eukaryotic translation initiation factor 2B complex. Gene Ontology annotation, molecular function: guanyl-nucleotide exchange factor activity; translation initiation factor activity; translation initiation factor binding. Gene Ontology annotation, biological process: biosynthetic process. The record is from RefSeq and is a predicted model, not a curated record. Bases 1 to 2427 code for a protein of 808 amino acids.
AUGCCAACCAAGUCUUCAGCCAAAGGAGGUGGCAAGUCCGGCAACGCCGCUGCUUCCUCCAAAGCUAAAUCGCAGCAGAACAAGGAAGAGGACCUUCAGCGUGAGCCUCUCCAGGCUGUCAUCCUCGCCGAUGCCUUCUCGAAGCGUCUCCACCCUCUCACAACCGACAAGCCGGCAUGUCUUCUUCCGCUAUGCAACGUGCCCUUGCUCGACUGGACACUCGAGAAUCUCGCUCUGGCCGAAGUUGAGGAGAUCUUCAUCCUCGCAACCCGACACUCGGACCAGAUCAAGAAGCAUCUUGCGACAUCUCCAGCUCGAUACUCGCUCCCCAAGAUCACUGUCAUUGCCACUCCAGAUGCGCAGUCGCUCGGCGAUGUGAUGCGUGAGCUCGACAGCAAACAGAUCAUCCGCUCCGACUUUAUCCUCAUUCACGCCGACUCGGUUGCCAGCAUGGAUCUUGCCAGCAUCGUCGACGCACACAAGCGCCGCAGAAAGAAGGACAAGGACGCUAUCAUGACCAUCUGCACUAUGCCUGUCGGCAAGCGCAGCAGGAUCCGCACACCAGGCAACCUCUCGCUCUUCUUCGUCGAGCCGCACACUUCGCAACUCGUACACUACGCACCCGUCCGCGCGGCACCAAGGCUCAGGACCACAAGCCUGCCGCUCGAAGUUUUCGAUGAGGAUGCGGCUGCCACUGUCAACAGUCUUUCUCGGGGCGCUGAGGUAGACAUUCGACACGAUCUGGUCGACUGUGGUAUUGACAUCUGCUCCGCCGACGUACCGCCUCUCUUCUCGGAGAACUUCGACUACCAGGCCCUCCGCCGCGACUUUGUGCUUGGUAUCCUCACCUCUGACUUGCUCGACAGCAAGAUCUUUGUUCAUGUUGCACCGACCGGUCCACCUGCCUCUGCAGUUCAGAUUGCCAGCUCGUCUUUCCCCGAGACCGUCGGCACUUCUACAUAUGGUCGUGGCUACGCUGCUCGUGUCAAGUCUCCAGCUGACUACGAUGCUAUCACAAAGGACGUCAUUGGACAGUGGACCUACCCACUCGGACCCGCAGGCUACUUGCCAGGUGGUCAACGAUACAGCCCACGAUCUGGUCUCCGGUUCCUCGGUGACAACGUCGUCCUCAGCCGCACAUGUCAGCUCGGACCUCACACUUUGAUCGGAUGCCAGUCCGAGAUUGGCGAGAAGGCUUCGCUGCAACAGUCAGUGCUCGGCUCUUCCGUCAAGAUCGGCAGCCGCACCAACAUUUCUGGCUCCUACAUCUGGGCCAACACUCUCGUAGGCACAGGUUGCACUAUCGAGCGCAGCAUCAUCGCCGAGAACGUCAAGAUCUUGGACGGCGUCAAGAUCAACAAGGGCUGCAUCAUCGCCGAUGGAUGCGUGGUCGGGCCCAACAUCGAGCUCCCCGCCUUCAGCAGGAUAGGCAACAGGAAAUUCAAGUCCGAGUUCGACUUUGAUAGCGAUAGCGAGGAUGGUGAAGGAGAAGAUGCGGCACAGUCUGCAGCUGCUGGUAGCAAGGACGCCUCCUCGAAGCUGCUGGGCGCACAGGGUGUCGGUUUCCUCUGGCCAGCGCUAGGCGAGAAACCAUCGAGAGCCGAGGAUGACAUGGACUCGGAAGCUUCCGAUGAUGAUGAGGACGAGGUGGACGAGAUCGAGCGUUCGCACAACUUGCGGUUGAUGCGUCUUGGUGCUGAUAUGGACGAUAUGCAGCUUUCGGACUCGCUCUCUGACGUCUCCUCCGUCGGUGUUGGCCGCGAUUCGGACGAUGAUGAUGACGACGAUGACUCAGAGCUUGGUACAGACAACUCGAUGUCGGACGACAACGACGAUGCAUUGAUUGGAUCCUCAAUGAUGCUCGACGGCGAAACUAAUGUCGAGAGGCAAGCAGCUGUCAAGCGACUCGACGAGUUCCGCACCGAAGCUGCCGCCUCAUUAGAACGUGCUUUCGAAGAGAACCACACGGUCGACGAUGCAGCCAUCGAACUCAAGACCCUCCGUAUGGCCUCGAAUGUCCCGCUCAAGGAAGUCCGCAAGACGGUCAUCGGCUUCAUCCUCACCAAAUGCGAGCCCGAUCAGCCAAAAGAAAUGCUCAAGGUGCUCGACAAAUGGUGUCCGCUCAUCUCCGUCGUCGCUGUCGAUGACCAGAUCGAGGCGCUCGCCACAGUGCAGAACUUCUGCGCGACACACGCAAAGUACUUUAAGAUCUUCAUUCCGCUGUUGAAGAAGUUCUACAAUGAUGACAUCAUCUCGGAGGAGAACAUCGUGGGUUGGUGGAAGAGCCCGUUGAGUCGUCAGACCGAGGCUGAGGUUGGGGGUGAGAAGAACUUGCAGUUGAGGAAGGCGGCAGAAGAGGUCAUCAGGUAUAUCUUGGAGUCUCAAGAGAGUUCCGAUGAGGAUGAGGACGAUGAGGAUGAGGAGUAG